AUUGGACCUGGGGUUCGGGCAGCUGGGUUCUCCUGGUUCCGCCCAGCUGGUGCGGGGUCUAGUUCAGCGCCUGCGGAACGCGCUGUGGCAGGAUUUGAGGGGGGGGGCGGGGAGGGGCCUGCGGCUUGCGGCCCCGCCCCCUUCUCCGGCUCGCGGGCGGGCGAAUCGGCCCGCCUCCGGCUUCAGCCGGCCCUGGGGCUGCGUCCCCCAGGCAAUUCAGCCACCUCGGCCUGAGCGUCUGCCCGCAGCGUCGGCGCCGAGGCACCGGGGUACAGCCCGGUUCGGCCCCAUGGUGGGUUUCGGGGCGAACAGGCGGGCCGGCCGCCUGCCCUCCUUCGUGUUGGUGGUCCUGCUGGUGGUGAUCGCGGUCCUCGCCUUCAACUACUGGAGCAUCUCCUCCCGCCACGUCCUGCUUCAGGAGGAGGUGGCCGAGCUGCAGGGCCAGGUCCAGCGCACCGAGGUGGCUCGCGGGCGCCUGGAGAAGCGCAAUUCGGACCUCCUGCUCUUGGUGGACUCGCACAAGAAACAGAUUGACCAGAAAGAGGCCGAUUACGGCCGGCUCAGCAGCCGGCUGCAGGCCAGGGAGGGCCUGGGGAAAAGAUGCGAGGAUGACAAGGUUAAACUGCAGAACAACAUAUCAUAUCAGAUGGCAGACAUACAUCAUUUAAAGGAGCAACUCGCUGAGCUUCGUCAGGAGUUUCUUCGACAGGAAGACCAGCUCCAGGACUAUAGGAAGAACAAUACUUACCUUGUGAAGAGGUUAGAAUAUGAGAGUUUUCAGUGUGGACAACAGAUCAAGGAAUUAAGAGCACAGCAUGAAGAAAAUAUUAAAAAGUUAGCAGACCAGUUUUUGCAGGAACAAAAGCAAGAGGCCCACAAGUUUGAAUCAAAAGAUGGAAAUGAAUUGGAUAUAAACCAUCAUGCAAUACCUAAAAACAUUCCAAAAGUUGCUGAGAAUGCUGCAGGCAAGCAUGAAGAACCCUCGAGCAAUCAUAUUCCACAUGGGAAAGAACAAAUCAAACGAGGUGGUGAUGCAGGAAUGCCUGGAAUAGAAGAGAAUGACCUUGCAAAAGCUGAAGAUCUUCCCAUUGCUUUAAAGAAACCCCCUGUUUCCUUUUCUCAAUAUGAAAGUCAUCAGGUAAUCUCCCAUCUUCCAACUGGACAACCUCUCUCCCCAAAUAUGGUUCCAGAUUCUCAUGUAAACCACAAUGGAAACCCCAGAACUUCAAAACAGAACCCUUCCAAUCCUCUUCAACAUUUAAUUCCAGGCCCUAACUUGGAGAGUGAACCCAGAAUUCAAGCAGAUAUUCUAAAACAGGCUACCAAGGAUCGAGCCGGUGAUCUCCAUAAAUUGAAGCAAAAUGAUGAAGAACAAGAACUUCAAAUGGAUCCUGCAGACUAUGGAAAGCAACGUUUCAAUGAUGCCCUUUAAGCCGUAAAGGAAAACUUCAGAAAACCUAAAGUGCUGUAAAAUGGAAUCAUUUCUACUUUGUCGAUUUUGACUUUUGUUGUAAAGAUCAGUUGUAUCAGUUGUAAAGAUACAUUGAGAUAGAUUUAAGGAAAAUUUUAAAUGAAAGAAUGUACCCAUGUACAUAUGUGAACUUUUCAUAUUGUAUUAUUAAAGCAGAGACUUUGGGGUUAUGUUACAGUUGAGCCAAAAGCAAAGUAAGCAAAACUGUAAUCUUUGCAUUUAAAGCAAACUAAUGUAUAUUUUACAUUUUAUUGAGCCUAAUUCUUUCCACAAAUAGACAAACAGGAAAAAUGAUUGUACAGUUUAUAUGUUGCACAUAGCAUAACCACAAUGAGAACAAUUAUUCAACUGGAAAACGUUUUAUACACUAAUAUAUGCUUGUUAGCCCAACAGGUGUUCUGUUCUAUCCACCCCUCAUCUCAUGCUGUUCAAGGAAUCAUACCUAGAAUAGUUGCAUGAAAGAGAGGGGAACCUGGAAGCCAAACACUGGGCAGCAAUGUGCAAAAUCACUUCCCUACUCUUUUUAUUUCACAUGAGUAAUGAUGUGUUUUGGCAGAUAAGCUUUCAGCUGAGGCCUGAUGGAAGCUGAGAUAACCUGCAAAGGCAUAACAAUAUUUAUGAGUUAUACCUUACUUAGUUCAUGAAAUUGUGAAAUGCAUGAUUGAUGAUGUAUUUUCAAUUUUUAUUUUUUCAGGUAAUACCAGUACUGUUUAACCGUUACUGGCUAAAAUUUUUAUAUUUUCAGAGUUAAAGUUGGUGAAGAUAUUAAUGAUUUAAAUGCCAGAUUCUGAAAGAGGCUAAAUCAACCUUGAAAUGAAUUUGCAAUCAGUAUUUCAAAGCGUCUCUGGUAGUUUUAGUGAUCUUAUUUGACUAGACUUUUUCAGAAGUAUUAAAUAAGCAAUUUUAACAGAUUUUUAUUAAUGCACAGAUAAGUAGAAGUACAGUGAGAUCUACAGCCAUUUUAUUAAGAUAGCUUAAAAGUUUGUAAUAAAGAUGAAGAACCUUUGUAUUUACUUAAUAUGUUAGUUAAGAACCCAUAAACCUCAUAUUUGCUAGACUUACAAAAUUAUUUUAAAUGCAUUUGUCUUUUUUGACACUCUUCAGUAGAACGUGUAAGCUAGCUAAUCCUUGUUUUCUGAUUGAAAGAACUUUUAAAUCUUAUACCCCUCCCCCCAAAUAAAAGGUUUUGAUCAUGAGAAAUUUAAGCUUGUUAACUCUGUGUUUCAGAAGGGCUACUGUUAAUUGCACAUGAACAUGAGAUGCUUUUUUUCCCCCCUGUACUCAGGUUCUAGUCAAAAUUCAAACUUACAGAGAUUUAAAAAAAAAAAAAGAAGGUUGUUCACUUAUUGGAGGUGCAAAAAUUCUUAGACUUCAGUUUAAAAUUAUUUAGCAACCCAGAAAAGAUGUAGUGAUUUACUAAAAUUGUUUUUUCUGCCACAUCAGAGUUAGUAAUUCAUGGUUUUGCUGUGAGUAGAGUCAGGCCUAUAAUGAAUAGGUAUGAUAGUUCAUAGAAUUUUUUUAAGUGGAGUUAAAGGGAAUUGAUGUACACCUUUUGGAAGUUAGGGUGGGAAGAUGAAUCUAAAACAAAUUCCUAGUAAUACUUUAUAUUUAAUACUGUAAAAUCUUUACAAAUAAAAACCAUGAAAUUUCCUGCCUUAGUUCCUUUGUCAUAAAAACAAUCACUUGGUUAUAUGGUAACUAUUACUUACACAGCAAAAUUUCUUCAAUUAGCAGUCUAGACAUUUUAUAAACUGAGAAAUCUUGGAUCAAUUGAUAAUAUUUUUGACUGUAUUAACAUUUUAGUGCUAUAAAAUACUAUGUGAAUCUCUUAAAAUUCUGACAUUCUACAGUCUGUAUUAGACAUGCUGGUUUUAUAACGUUUUACUUCUGCCUUAAGAUUUACGUUUUUUAAAUGUAUUUUUGCCCUGAAUUAAGUGUUAAUUUGAUGGAAACUCUGCUUUUAAAACCAUCACUUACUGGGUUCUAAUAAAUUAAAAAUUAAACUUGU
This is a messenger RNA of Balaenoptera musculus (blue whale), 3479 nucleotides long. It is a transcript of the gene GOLM2, whose product is annotated as golgi membrane protein 2. The coding region runs from base 290 to 1432 and encodes 380 amino acids. NCBI's taxonomy places the organism in Eukaryota, Metazoa, Chordata, Mammalia, Artiodactyla, Balaenopteridae. The record is from RefSeq and is a predicted model, not a curated record. The transcript is spliced from 9 exons.